CAUCUCUACCAGGGCUGUCAUAGCAAGCCACCUAUGGGAGCAGCUGUCCAUGUCAGAAGCUGAUUGAAGAGUAUUUUCAGCCAGGGAUUAUUAUGCCAUGGAGAACCUGGUGUCUGAGGGACCGACCUUCCAUCCUCACCAGAGUCAAGCCUCUACCUGCUGCCGGUUCUCUGUGAAGAUCCUGGAAGCGAGGAACUUGUCCAAGACUGACCUAUUAAGUGAAGCUGAUCCCUAUGUGGUCCUACAGCUGCCAACAGCAUCAAGUACCACAUUUAAGACCAAAAUUAUCUCCAAUUCAAAUCAUCCCAUUUGGAAUGAGACCUUCAACUUCCAGAUUCAGAGGCAAGUCAAGAAUAUUCUGGAGCUGAAAAUCUAUGAUGCAGAUUUAGUCACAGAAGAUGAUAUCCUCUUCACUGUCUUUUUUGAUACCAUUGAAGUCAACCCUGGCAAGCCUAUCCGAAAGACUUUCACUCUGAAUCCGCAGGGACAGGAAGAGCUGGAUGUGGAGUUCCAGGUAGAGGAAAUAUCCAAUUCUCCAGAAAACCUCAUCACCAACAAUGUUCUCGUGGCUCGGGAGCUAUCCUGCCUGACUGUGCAGGUGGACAAGAUGGGGAGCACUGCAAAGGUCACAGAGGAGGAUAAGCUGGAACUGUCAGUGAAGGGAUCCUAUGAAGAUACACAGAUCUCUGCUCUGGGCUCUGACAUGCCUGACUCCUUCCUUUUCCACUAUAUAACUACUCAAGAGACAGAGAUGAAAGGUUGCCUGAAGAACCUUGCAACUGAAGGGAGCAAUGGUGUCCCUGAUGAGAACCUCAUUGUGCCCCUGAAGUCCCUUCCUAUGGAAGAGGAGGUGGCAGUCAACGUUCCUGCCCCAGAUGCCACAGCACUGAGGUUGAAGCUCAGGGCCAAUUCUUGCAGCUCUGAGAAGCUGGCUGUUCGCCUGGGCUUUGGGCUGUGUGAUGAGGAACAAGCAUUCCUGAAGAAGAGGAAACAGGUGGUAGCCAAGGCCCUGAAACGGGUUCUGCAGUUGGAGCAUGAGCUGAAGGAAGAUGAGGUUCCAGUCAUUGGGAUCAUGGCCAUUGGUGGAGGAGCUCGGGCAAUGACAUCUCUGUAUGGCCAUCUCUCUGCCCUCAAGCAACUGGAUCUCCUGGACUGUGUAACCUACAUAAGUGGAACUUCAGGAUCUACUUGGACUUUAGCUAGCUUGUAUGGAAAUCCUGACUGGUCACAGCAAGACCUAGAGAAGCCCAUCCUCCAUGCCCGAGAGAACAUGACUAAGAGCAAGCUGGGUGCCUUCUCUCCAGGGAGCAUGAAAGGGUUCCAUCAGGAGCUAAGGCGGCGGGCUGAGGAGGGCCAUUCUCCUUCCUUUGUCGAUCUGUGGGCCCUCGUUCUGGAGUUCUUGUUACAUGGCAAGGUAACUGAACACAAGUUGUCAGAGCAGAGGGCCUCACUGGAGCAGGGCCAGAAUCCACUUCCGCUAUAUCUUGGUCUAAAUGUCAAAGAGAACAAUUUGGGGACUUUAGAUUUCAAAGAAUGGGUGGAGUUCUCCCCUUAUGAGAUUGGUUUCCUGAAAUAUGGGGCUUUCAUCCCUUCUGAGCUCUUUGGUUCUGAAUUCUUCAUGGGACGAUUGAUAAAGAAGCUCCCAGAGUCCAGGAUCUGCUUCCUAGAAGGCAUAUGGAGUAACAUUUUCUCUGUGAAUUUGAUGGAUGCCUGGUAUGACCUUACCAGCUCGGAAGAAACCUGGAAGCAGCAUAUCCGGGAUAAGACCAGAAACAUUGAAAAGGAACCACCUGGCUCUCGGAGGACUUCCUGGAUUGAGAUGUCAUGGCUGUCACCUAGAACUGCUCUCACCCAGGCUCUUCAGGGCCUCUUGACUGGGCGGCCUCUUCAUCACCAAUGUCAUAAUUUCCUGAGGGGCCUUCAUCUGCACCAGUACUACUCUGGCCAGAGAAACUUCUGCACCUGGGGUGACUGCCACCUAGAUGCUGACCCCAGCCAGCUGACCCCUCUGCAACCCCAGCUCUGCCUGGUAGAUGCUGCCUACUUCAUCAACACAAGCUGUCCGCUCUUAUUGCGGGCAGGUCGGAGCCCAGACCUCAUCCUCUCAUUUGGCUAUUCCCUCAACUCUCCCUUUGAGACGCUGGAGCAGAUGGAGAUCUAUUGCCGAGGGCAGGGCAUCCCUUUCCCUAGGGUGGAGUUGAGCCCGGAGGAACGCCUGCAGCCUAAGGAGUGCCACAUCUUCUCUGACCCUGACUGCCCCGAAGCCCCCACGGUGCUGUAUUUCCCCUUGGUCAACCUUUCCUUCCGAGAGUACUCGGCCCCCGGUGUCAAGCGCAGCCCGGAGGAGCUUGCAGGAGGCCAAGUCGACCUCACAAGCUUCCUGUCUCCCUAUUCCCUGGCCAACAUGACUUACAGUGGGGAUGAUUUUGACCGGCUGCUUCACCUCAAUGCUUACAAUGUUCAGAACAACCAUGGGGAGAUCCUAAGGGCCCUGAAGGCUUCUCUGACGCAUCACAGACAGCGCCGCCCCUGACGGGGACAUUCCCAGGGUUCAGAAAGCACCCAAGGCUUUCAGACUCCAUCUCAUUCCCUCAAAUUCCAAUAGGCUGGAUCCUCCAUCUCGCCUUGCCAGGAGGCUCCUAUGUCCAGGGAGUCGUCAGCUCUGCAGCUGGUCCGUUGAACAGAAAGACAUCUCUACCUGGAUCCAAACCAGUCUUUCUUGGCCAGACCUGGCAUGGGAGGCAGCUAACAAAAAUAUAGUUUGUUGUCCUCAGGUUUCCAUCUGGUCAUUUCCAUCCAUGUGCGGAAUGAAUUUUAUAUAUAAACAGACAGAAGCUGGACCUGGUAUGAAUGUGGGGACUAUAAGAUUGGAGUAUUGGUUGGAGAAGACUUAUAACUAGGGCAAGGAGAUCGGCGCUUUGCUCCAGGGCAACAAAUUUAAAAGGUGCUAAAUAUAGAGGCUCUCCACAGCUGUGUGAAAACUAGAGUUUAAGAACGACUUACACUCAUUAAUUAAAAUAGGAAGCUACCAGGAGGUAUACUACUAGGAACUCUUCUUCCUUUCCUACCUUUGCCCUUUUUCUCUCCACAGUGGAAUAAUAUAUUGGCUCUUUGGUCAUUUAUGAGUACAUUUUGUUCUUCUUGUCCAUAGGGUAUAUUUUGUGAUUAUUCAUUGUUCAUACUAGCCCCAGCUGCAAAAAUUCCUCAUUAUGGCUCUAAGUCAGAGACACUGGUUGGACAGGCACCAGGGCUUCCCUGAAGAGCCUAUUAAUCAAUCAAAUAAAAAGCAUUUGUUAAUCAUCUACUAUGUGCUAGUUUUAGGGAUAGCUGGCAAUAUAAGCGUAAGGAAUAAAACAAUCCUAAUGAAUCCUUACAUUUUAAUAGGGGAGAGACAAAUACAUAGAGAAAAGAAGCAUAUUUCAAUUUAACACAAAGAAAAACUUCUUAAUUAUUGUGGCCAAGCAAGUAACAAGCA
Messenger RNA from Sarcophilus harrisii (Tasmanian devil), 3475 nucleotides. RefSeq names its product phospholipase A2 group IVD (gene PLA2G4D). The record is from RefSeq and is a predicted model, not a curated record. NCBI's taxonomy places the organism in Eukaryota, Metazoa, Chordata, Mammalia, Dasyuromorphia, Dasyuridae. Gene Ontology annotation, molecular function: calcium-dependent phospholipid binding; calcium ion binding. Gene Ontology annotation, cellular component: cytosol. The transcript has 20 exons. Gene Ontology annotation, biological process: glycerophospholipid catabolic process. Bases 98 to 2533 code for a protein of 811 amino acids.